CCGGGCGCUCGGCCGGCGGGGCGCAGAGGGGUGCAUGGCAGCAGCGAGAGAGCCGCGGCGGCCCCGGGCAGCAGCCCCAGCCGAGCCGCGCUCCGCUCCGCGGCAGCGCCCGAAGCAACUUUCUCGCUCCGCGGAGUGCGGGAGCGGGGAGAUGUGACCGCGCACCAGCCGCCCCGGCGGCGGAGCCUUCCCGGCGGAGAACCGCGGAGCGGAGCAGCGCGGAACCUCCUCGGCGGAGCAGGGCAGCGUCGUCCGUCCGUCCGUCCGUCCGUACCUCCCCGGCGGCGCCCGCAGCCCGGGGCGGGAGCGCGGAUGCAGCGCGGAGCCCGGCGGCUCGGCGGAGCCCAGCGCGGGCCCGGGCCCGGCCGGGGGGGGACGCGGGGCGCGGGGGGAUGCUGAGCCCCGCCGCCCGGCACCGCGCCCGCCGCCGGGAGAUGCUCCUCGUGGUCGCCCUGUGGCUGGCGUGGCAAGAAGCGCCGGCGGCGCCGACCCCCGCGGCGGACGACAUCGCCCGAGGAGUUGACUGGCUGAUGAAAUUUGGGUAUCUGCCUCCUCCGGAUCCUGUCACAGGACAACUGCAGACGCAGGAGGAACUCACCAAGGCCAUCACUGCCAUGCAGCGGUUCGGGGGGCUCGAGACAACGGGGGUCCUAGAUGAAGCCACACUGGAGCUGAUGAAGACCCCUCGCUGCUCUCUGCCCGACCUCGCUGCCACAGAGACAAGGAGGAAGCGAUCUGCACAGACUGUCACCAAGUGGAGCAAAAGGAAUUUGUCUUGGAGGGUUCGCACCUUCCCAAAGGAGUCCCACCUGGGCCAUGACACAGUCCGAGCCCUGAUGUACUACGCCCUGAAGGUCUGGAGCGACAUUACCCCGCUGAAUUUCCAUGAGGUGGCAGGUAACAAUGCUGACAUCCAGAUAGACUUCUCCAAGUCAGAUCACAAUGAUGGCUAUCCCUUUGACGGGCCUGGUGGGACAGUAGCACAUGCUUUCUUCCCUGGAGACCAUCAUACGGCAGGAGACACUCAUUUUGACGAUGAUGAGUAUUGGACCUUCAGAUCAUCAGACGCUCAUGGGAUGGACCUAUUUGCUGUAGCUGUCCACGAGUUUGGCCACGCCAUUGGCUUGACCCACAUCUCUGCCAUAGAGUCUAUCAUGAGACCCUACUACCAAGGUCCGGUGGGGGAUCCUCUGAAGUACGACCUACCUUAUGAGGACAAAGUCCGAAUCUGGCAACUCUACGGAGUCAGGGAAUCUGUGUCCCCCACAGCCAAGCCUGAAGUGAGCAAAACUGAUGACCAUCCUAUGCUGCCAGAGCUGCCAGAGAACCGCUCCACUGUCCCGCUUAGGCGGGACGUGCCCAACAGAUGCAACACCCACUUCGAUGCAGUAGCCCAGAUCAGGGGAGAGGCUUUCUUCUUCAAAGGCAAGUACUUCUGGAGACUGACUCGCAAUAAGCACUUGGUCUCCCUCCAGCCGGCUCAGAUCCACCGUUUCUGGCGGGGCUUGCCGCUCAACCUGGACAGCCUGGACGCGGUCUAUGAGAGAACCAGCGACCACAAGAUCGUCUUCUUCAAAGGAGACAGAUACUGGGUCUUCAAAGACAAUAAUGUGGAGGAAGGAUACCCACGGCCGAUCUCAGACUUUGGUCUGCCACUGGGAGGAAUCGACGCUGCUUUCUCCUGGGCUCACAAUGACAAGACUUAUUUCUUUAAGGACAAUCUCUACUGGUGCUACGACGACCACGAGCGGAGGAUGGAUCCUGGGUACCCUUCAGAGACCAUCCUAUGGAAGGGAAUACCAAGCCCUUUAGAUGAUGCCAUGAGGUGGUCAGAUGGUGCAAGUUACUUCUUCAGGGGCAAGGAGUACUGGAAAGUGCUGGACAGUGACCUGGAAGCCCAGCCUGGUUAUCCCCAGUCCAUCGCUAGAGACUGGCUGGUGUGCAGCGACAUGCAGUCCGACUCCCCGGGAGCAGCGGGGAGCAGCAGGACGGGGGCACGCUCCAAACCGGGGCAGCAUGAUGAGAGCCGCUCAGAAAACGGCUAUGAGGUCUGCUCCUGCACCUCGGCCUCCCCAGCCCUGCGGGCUUGCCCUGUGCUCAGACUGUCAGCCAGCCUCAUGCUGACGAGCGUGUGGACAGCAACACUGAUGUGUGCAACCCUAUGACAUCUCAUCCCACUGACGAGAUAACGCCAUGGUGCUCCAGGGAGGGGAAGUGGACACAAUCCCAUGACGCUAACUGUUGCAAGCAGAAAAACAUUCCUAGGAACAUGCUGGUGAAGGGUUUGAAUUCUCCAUGAGAAAUGAACAGUGGUUUUUUGUUUUGUUUUUUUUUUUUUUUCUUUUUACUUUAGUUGAAAGGUCUAAUAACAGAUUUUGAGCUCUGCACCUUCUUAUUCCCCCAUCCGGUUAAAGCUGAGAGCAGCCUGACAUUGAAUUUAGAAAUGUUCCAUAGAGAUGUGUUGCUUCGGAUGUUUAAACAUGGCAAACAAGGGAGGGGAGAGCUACUGUGAUUGAAUGGGAACCGAAGAGAUCCUUCUGAGACAGACGGCAACAUCCCGGAGGAAAGGCAGCAAGGCUAUAUGUGAGAGGCGGUAGUUAUACCCUGACACAAUGUACACAUCCUAUUGGAUGUACUAGGUAGAAAGAAACUUUGACUCCACUAAGAUUAACUGCAAGGUGAUCAUUUUACUGUCAAACCUGCUGUGGUCACUGAUGUCUCGGUAACCUGUAUCAGUUUCUACAAGUCAGAAGCACCUUUGCCUUUCAGGAGGCAGUGCAGCUUCUCUUUGUAUCCGAGUCAUUUGAGUUUAACAGUUUCUCUAAUAAACCUUGGCUGCCUACA
This is a messenger RNA of Tyto alba (common barn owl), 2844 nucleotides long. RefSeq names its product matrix metallopeptidase 17 (gene MMP17). The transcript is spliced from 10 exons. Gene Ontology annotation, biological process: extracellular matrix organization; proteolysis; collagen catabolic process. NCBI's taxonomy places the organism in Eukaryota, Metazoa, Chordata, Aves, Strigiformes, Tytonidae. The coding region runs from base 393 to 2165 and encodes 590 amino acids. The record is from RefSeq and is a predicted model, not a curated record. Gene Ontology annotation, molecular function: zinc ion binding; metalloendopeptidase activity. Gene Ontology annotation, cellular component: extracellular matrix.